AUGGGAGAGGCUGCUGCAAAGAAGCUACUGACCAUCCCACUCUCAAACGAAACUCUGAGCUACCGUAUUACAGACAUGGUCUUAGACAAACAGCAUCAGCUUCUGGAAAGACUAAAAAGAAAGAGAAAAUCGGAUCUUCAAAGUGACCCCAGCAGGUUACAGCCACCAGCUAAGCGACAACGUCUGUCUGUGUCGGGAUUUGUAGGUAUUUCCACAGAAUCAAUCAUACUGUCUGAUGCAAAAAGCAUCAUGACAUUUGUACAUGCCAGACUACAUCACCAAGACAAGCUCUGUGCUUUCUUGAAGAAAAAGAUUAGUGAUUUGGAGACAGACAAGAGGGAGCUAGUUGGCGUCUUUGGUAAAAUUGGGGCUGGAAAGAGCUCUUUAAUAAAUGCCAUCAUCAAAGAGAAGAAUAUUUUACCCUCUGGAAGUGUCAACGCAUGCACCUCAGUCAUGAUUAAAUUGGAAGCUAACACCUACAGCUCGAAGUAUGAGGCAGAAAUUGAGUUCAUCACAAAAGAGGAAUGGAACGAUGAGUUGUGCUCAUUUCAUCAGUUUUUUUGCAAAAAUGGAGAUCACGAAAUGGAAGAUAAUGAUGAUUAUCUUGAUGCUGUGGAAAAGCUGUCAGCAGUGUAUGGAGAAGAAUGGAAACAAAAGUCUUCUGAAAACCUCAUGAAGAGCAAAUAUUUCAAAGCAAUUCCAGAAUUUCUCCAAUCCAAGAGGAAGAUUUUGACAUGUGAAUCGGCUAAUGAACUCUGUGCAGAAGUUGUCAAGUACACACGAAGUGAUUCAAAACAAGAAGAAGGUAAUGAAGCAAAAAAGUGGUUUUGGCCACUAGUGAAGUGUGUGACUGUCAGGGUGCCAAACAAUCCUUUUCUCCAGCAUGUCACACUUGUGGACCUUCCUGGAAAUGGUGACUGUAACAAGAGCAGAGAUCAGAUGUGGAAAGGGAUACUUGGAAAUUGUUCUACUGUGUGGAUUGUGACUGAAAUUAAUCAAGCAGCAUCAGAGAAAGAGGCCUGGGAGAUCCUGGAAAGUGUCAGUAGUCUGAUUGGAAAUGGUGGCGAAUGUCAGCAAAUUCAUUUUAUCUGCACCAAGUCUGAUCUUGUUGAUGAUUCAGAUGAUCUUUCAUCAGCUGAUGUCCAUGAUCUAAUCACUGAAAGAAACGUGCAAGUCACUGAUGCAAUAAAGAAAGAAUUCAACAAGCGAAGCAACAUUAGGAAACACUUCACUGAUGACAGAUUCAAAGUGUUCACAGUGAGCUCCAAAGAGUUCCUAAAACAAAACUACUUAAGUCCAGAAGAAACUGAAGUACCCAAACUUCAGAGAUUUUUGCAAGAUCUCAAUGACUGUCACUCAGAGACAGUAAACUAUGUGAAUCGAGCUCACAGGAUUCUGUCUUUGAUUCAAGGAGCCACUUUUAAAAAAAAACCAACAAGUGGUUUUCAUGGCGAGGUGUGUGAAGAACUUGAGAGAAACAUGAGCCUCCAACUUGAUAAUGUCAGAAAAGAAAUGGAAGACAACUGUAGGGCUUUUGAAAGAUGUCUUGAUGAUGGUGUUAAGAAAUCCUUCUUAUAUCAUGCCGAGAGGCCGAGGGCACCCCACCCCCGAAGUGGCCCGAGCGAGCCCCAGGUUAAACCAGUUAACCUUAAUAUGAAGUUGGCUUCCUGUCUGAUUGACAGCAUUGGUGCAGAAUUCAGAAAGACCUUCCCAAAUGAAGUAAAAUGUGGAGCAUUCAACGGAGUCAUCAAUACAUUUACACUUAACACUGAUUCUCUGAUUGAAAAGUACAAAAAUGCUGAACUGCAGCUCAGAUUCCUCAAGACAGAGGAAGAAAAGAUUAAGGCAAAAUUAAACAGAAUCAUCCAGGAGCAGAUGCAAAAAGUCUACAGCAGUCUGACAGAGACAGUUGAGAACAUUAUGGAAGAAGGCUACAAGAAGGCUUUAGCAUUUACAGGAGAAGACACACUGUACAACAUGAGGGAGACUAUUAAAAACCACGUGCACUCAAAAGAAAAUACCAUGUUGGAGAAGUUGCAUGAUUUGAUGGUUUGUCAUGUUUUACGAAGAAUUACGAUGAACGUAUAUGUCUUGGGGACUCUGGAGAAAACUAUGAAGGAAUCUAUUGGACUUUCAUUCAAGGCUGAAGAGUGCUUACUCCCAGCCUGGUUUCGGGAGAGUUCAAAUGUCCUGGAGGGACGUUCCCUGCCGGAUACACGAUGGCAGCAGAAGUGGCAUGUCGUGUGCCUGGCGGGACUUUCGACUGAGGACAUUGAAGACAUCUACCUAUUUGGAAUCAUGAUAACAGGAUUCUUGCUGAUCGGAGAUGGCUUGGCCCUGGUUUAUUGGAAAUUGAAGAAAGCAGUGACAGCUGUUAUAAACCCCACAAGGCUACCCGCUAUGAUCGAAGCUAUGGGUAGAGCUGUCAUCAUUAGUGGCUCCUCCCAUCUAUUACGAGACAAGGAGUUCACCUGUUUGGGAACCUAUGUAAGGUGA
Pelmatolapia mariae (spotted tilapia) is the source of this 2496-nucleotide messenger RNA. RefSeq names its product nuclear GTPase SLIP-GC-like. The transcript is spliced from 19 exons. The record is from RefSeq and is a predicted model, not a curated record. Gene Ontology annotation, molecular function: GTPase activity. NCBI's taxonomy places the organism in Eukaryota, Metazoa, Chordata, Actinopteri, Cichliformes, Cichlidae. Bases 1 to 2496 code for a protein of 831 amino acids.